Molecule: messenger RNA, 3219 nt
Organism: Pneumocystis carinii B80
Lineage: Eukaryota; Fungi; Ascomycota; Pneumocystomycetes; Pneumocystales; Pneumocystaceae
Exons: 1
Coding region: 1-3219 (1072 amino acids)
Source: RefSeq, a predicted model, not a curated record
AUGGCACGGCCGGUUAAGAGGCAAGCAGCACAAGUAGCACAAGAUGACAUUAAGGAGGAACACCUUUUGGCUUUUAUUGCGAAGGACAAAUAUGAUGAUGACGCUGAAUACAAAAAAAGGCUCAAGGAAUAUUGUGAAGAGUUGAAGAAAGCAGAUGAAAAUCUGGAGAAAGUGGAUAAAAAAGUUAAAGGACUUUGUGAAGGGAAAGAUAAAAAAUGCACAGACCUGCAAGUUGAAGAUGAAUUGGACGCUUUUGAAGAUGAAGUUCAAGAAGCAUUGCAAGACAUAAAAGAUGAAAAUUGUAAAAAACAUGAAGAAAAAUGUAUACUUUUAGAAGAGACGGGUUAUAAUAAUCUUAAAGAGAACUGUGUCAAGUUGAGGGAAGGAUGUUACGAAUUGAAGCGUAAAAGGGUGGCAGAGGAGCUUCUUUUCAGGGCGCUCGGAGGGGAUGCUAAAGAUGAUAAAAAAUGUAAAGGAAAGAUGGAAAAGGUUUGCCCAGUGUUAAGUCGAGAAAGCGACGAAUUGAUGUCUUUUUGCCUUAAUCCGACUAAAACGUGUGAAGAUCUGAAAAAAAAAUUGGGUACUGUUUGUGGGCCUUUAAAAAAAAAAUUGGAGGCAAAUGAAUUAGACGGAAAGUGUCAUGAAAGACUUGAGAAAUGUCAUUUUUACAAAGAAGCGUGUGAUGAUUCAAAGUGUGAUGAGGAUAAGACGAAAUGCGAGGAAAAAGGAUUCACAUAUAAAGCGCCGGAGUCUGAUUUUAGUCCGGUCAAGCCGAAGCCGUCGUUGUUAAGAAGUAUUGGGUUGGAUGAUGUGUAUAAAAAGGCUGAAAAAGAUGGAAUUCUUAUUGGAAAAUCAGGAGUGGAUCUACCAAGGAAGUCAGGUACAAAAUUUCUGCAAGAUCUCUUGCUAGUCUUGAGCAGAGAUGAGAAUGUGAAGGAACCAAAAAAGAAAUGCGAAAAAGCGUUAGGAAAAUGUGAAACUUCUAAGUAUUUGGAUCAUAAUUUGAAAGAGUUAUGCAAAGAUGAAAAGAAAAACGACAAAUGCAAAGAAUUACUAGAUGUAAAUGUAAAAGAAAGAUGUACAAAUCUCAAAUUAAAACUUUAUCUCAAAGGGUUGUCUACAAAGUAUAAUAAUGAAAAAUCAGAUCUUUUAUCGUGGGGACAGCUUCCAACAUUAUUUACGAAGGGAGACUGUGCAGAACUUGAGUCGGAAUGUUUCUAUUUAGAAAAGGCGUGUACGAAUAAGAUUGAUCAAGCAUGUCAAAAUGCAAGAGCAGCGUGCUAUAAAAAGGGACAAGACAGGAUGUUGAAUAAGUUCUUUCAAAAGGAAUUGAAGGGAAAGCUUGGUUUUGUAAGAUAUAAUAGCGAUCCUAAAGAUUGUAAAAAAUAUGUGGUAGAAAACUGUACAAAACUUAAAGAAGAUAAAAGAUACCUUUCAAAAUGUCUUUAUCCUAAAGAACUAUGUUAUGCGGUUUCAGAUGAUAUUUUUCUUCAAUCCAAAGAGUUGGGUGCGCUUUUAGAUGAUCAAAGGGAUUUUCCAUUAGAAAAGGAUUGUCUUGAAUUGAAGGAGAAGUGUGAUGAACUUGGUAGUGAUUCAUUAUUGAAUUUAGAAAAGUGUAUAACAUUGAAAAGACGCUGUGAAUACUUUAAGGUUACAGAGGGAUUUAGAAACGUAUUUUUAGAAAAAAAGGAUGAUUCGUUAAUGACUCAGGAAAACUGUACAAAGGUAUUGCAUGAGAAAUGUGAUGCUUUAUCUAGGAGGAGAAAGAAUUCAUUUAGUGUUUCAUGUGCUUUACCAGAAGAAACAUGUAGUUAUAUGGUAUACCAUACAAAAGAGGAAUGUAGAUAUUUAAAAGAAAACAUCAAGAAUGGAGGAAUUGUAGGAAAAAUUGGAGGAGCAAAUGGGAAUGAAACAGCACUUGAAGAACUCUGCACAACAUGGGGCCGACAUUGUCACCAACUUGUGGGGAAUUGUCCAGAUCAGUUGGGAAAAGAAGACAAUGGCAAUAAUCAUAACUGUGAUGAACUCGAAAAAAAAUGCACUGAUACCUUUAAAAAGUUGAAAGCGAAGGAUGAUUUGACUCAUUUGUUGAAAGGCAAUUUAAGCGAGGAAAAAAAAUGUAAAGAAGCAUUAGAAGAGCGUUGCGCUGAGUUGCAAAAGGAUAAUACAUUCAAAAUUCUGCUUACUAAGUGUGAUGAUACUACCAAGGGAAAUGUUUGCAAAGAAUUAGUUGAAAAACUAAAAAAGAGAUGUCCUACUUUAGAAACCUAUCUGAAGAAAGCGAAAGAGGAGUUGACAAAGAUGAAGACUGAGUACGAUAAGCUCAAACUGGCGGCAGAAGAAUCCACAAAUAAAGCUAAGUUAUUGCUAUCAAAGUCUGGAAAAGCCACAAUGCCAACUGCGCAGAAUGGCAGUGCUUCUGCACCAAUACCAGCACCAGCAGGAUCAGAGUCGUCAUCAGCAUCAGGGUCACCACCAGCAUCAGGGCCACCACCACCACCAUCAUCACCAUCACAAAAUGGAGCACCAGAUACAUCAAGUGGAACACCAGGCACAACAGGUGAGACGAAGAAUCCAAGCCCUGGACUUGUUAAAAGAGCAUAUGUAGCUGAAGGAGUAUCAGAAGCAGAGGUAAAAGCAUUUGAUGCAACGACGAUAGCAUUGGAGUUGUAUUUGGAAUUGAAAGAAGAAUGUAAAGCUUUACAACUAGAUUGCGGUUUUAGAAAGGAUUGUUCAGAUCUUGGUGUUUGCGAAGAAAUAGACACGUUAUGUAAACUGGAACCAUUAGAAAUUAAGCCUCAUCAUACAGAGAAAAUAACAGAAACGAAGACAGAAACGAAGACGGAAACGAAGACGGAAACAAAGACUGAUGGCAAGGCUGAUGAGAAGACCGUUGAGAAGACUGUUACGGUAACCAAACCAGGAAGUGGAGGAAAAGUAACAGAAGAGUGUACAAUGAUACAGACGACAGAUACAUGGGUGACGAGUACGUCAUUGCAUACGAGUACGAUAACGAGCACGUCGACAGUGACGUCGACAGUGACCUUGACGUCGAUGCGCAAGUGCAAGCCUACAAAAUGUACUACUGAUUCAAAGAAAGAGACAGACAAAGGAGGAGAAGAAGAAGAAGAAGUAAAACCAAAUGAUGGGAUGAAAAUAAGAGUUCCUGAUAUGAUUAAAAUAAUAUUGUUGGGAGUGAUUGUUAUGGGGAUGAUGUAA